ACACACACACACACACUUCUUUGGUACUUGUUCUUGUCUGACCAGUCUAAAUCACAAAAUCAUGCAGAUUUCUGUAUGAUUUUGCUGGAGGUCUGCCUGUCUUACUUUCAUCAAGUUUUAGAUGCCGAAAACUAUUUCCUGUGAAAUAACACUCCCCUCUCAUUCAUUUCAAAGUAUCUCCCUCAAAGAACCUGAGAAAAGGAAGACAGAGGCAAGAAAGCUGUUCUACACAGAGCUCACACGAGAUGCCAGAGACGUUCAGUGAGACAGUUAUAUGUGGACAGCACAAAGCUCAACCACAGCGCGACAAAAAAAUCAAACAGCUAGAGAAGCCGUGCCCUCCUCCUUUUCCUCCUACUCAGACCAGGGACAUGCUGUCACCGCCUCCCACAGGAAGUCAGUGUUGUAGCAGUAUGGAAGGCAAUAGGCAGAAGCAGCAGAGACCAUCAGUGCUGCGUCAAGUUUCCCAAACAGCUUCCAGACAACUACAUGAAACAACUGCAGCUGUCUCCAUUUGCAAGGAAGAGCUGGAUGCAGGCUGUCUUUCCCAGUUCUCUUCAUCACACUUGGGCUCCUCUCCCAGGCAAGGCCAUCACGACUUAUUCCCGCUGAGAAGAGACAGUCCAAAGCAGAACUCCAUUGUAGCCAGGCUUCACGAUAGCAUCCCCGAGGGAGCCAGUGCUUUGUUUGUAAGUGGCCUCUGCCGCUGGCCUGGCUGUGAUGUGGUGUCCAAAGAUUUCCCUAGUUUCUUAAAACAUCUCCAUGCUGAGCACACUUAUGGUGACAGAAGCAUUGCUCAGUGGAAGGUCCAGCAAGAUAUUGUUCAGUGCAUGGAGAGUCAGCUUGUCCUGGAAAAACAGAAACUCAUUGCGAUGCAACUUCAUCUGCACCUCUCUGAACACAAAUAUACUGAUUUGAGGGCAGCUUCUGAGAGGACAUACAGCCUUCCUCUGUUCCUUCCCCAACCUACAGUAACAGAUGGAGAAGGAGUACAACAAUGGAGCAUUAAACAUCUGGAGGAGUUAUCUCAGCAUGGCUACAGAGCUACUGGUUCUGCCCACCUUCUGCCAGAUUUGGCCCCCAGUAUUGAAUAUUACAAAUACAACAAUAUAAGGCCUCCAUAUACCUACGCCUACUUGAUAAGAUGGUCUAUCUUGGAGUCUCCAGACAAACAGCGCACUCUGAAUGAGAUUUACAAUUGGUUCACUACCAUGUUCUCUUACUUCAGGCACAACACUGCAACCUGGAAGAAUGCAGUGCGGCACAAUCUCAGCCUACACAAGUGUUUUGUGCGAGUGGAGGGAGGAAAGGGAGCUGUCUGGACAGUGGAUGAAACAGAGUACCAGAGGAGGAAAGGACAGAAGUAUCACAGGGACUGUCCGGUGAAGUGGCUCAAGUCGUACUCUCAUUACUGCCCAGAGGACUCCUAAACACCAGCAGAUGGCAGCACUGAGCACUAAUCUGGCAGCAGGAAUCACAUAUACAGUCAUUCAAUCAGUGUACAGAGCUGCAGGAAGAACGACGAAUCUGUUGAAAUAUCUAUUUGUACUUUACUUUUGUAUUUUCAUAUCAUAUGACUUAUUCAACAUGAUUGUAUCAUUUGUUAAAGAUAUUUUGUAAACAUACCCGAUGAUAGUUUUUGUACUUACUGAUUUCUAAUUCCAAAAAGAAGUCUUGCGAAAUAAAUGAAAUCACCUUCUA
Molecule: messenger RNA, 1701 nt
Organism: Scatophagus argus
Lineage: Eukaryota; Metazoa; Chordata; Actinopteri; Scatophagidae
Gene: foxp3b
Product: forkhead box P3b
Exons: 12
Coding region: 246-1430 (394 amino acids)
Biological process (GO): regulation of transcription by RNA polymerase II
Cellular component (GO): nucleus
Molecular function (GO): DNA-binding transcription repressor activity, RNA polymerase II-specific; RNA polymerase II cis-regulatory region sequence-specific DNA binding
Source: RefSeq, a predicted model, not a curated record